GGUGUUUACCUCUUUCGACAAAAACACUGGCCCGACCGUUCGGUAUGCUACAUCUCGCCAAGAAUUUGAAACUGUUGAGUCCUCCGUGACAUCAUCUAAAGGAAUGUAGAACGACUGAAUACAAUGAGUAUUGCUCUGCGCAACCUCCAGAGAGUGGUGCCCUUACGCAGGGCCAGGCUGAGGAAGGAUGUGGAAACUCUUCGGCAGAUUAUGGGAAUCCAAAAAUUUGAUUUGGGUUUCAUUUGUGUAGACAACCAAAGGAUAAAACACAUUAACAAGAAAUAUAGGCAUAUGUCCAUUCCCACAGAUGUGCUGUCUUUUCCCUUUUAUGAGGAUCUUAAGGCAGGAGACCUUCCAAAUGCUACCCAUCAGGAUGAAUGUAACCUGGGAGACAUAUUCUUAGGAGUGGAAUUCAUCUAUAGGCAAUGCCAAGUGCAGACUGAAGACUUUUAUGAAACUCUGACAGUAGUAGCAGCUCAUGGAAUUUGCCACCUACUGGGAUACAGACAUAGAACAGAGCAAGAAUGGAAACAGAUGUUCCAGAAGGAGAGCCAAGUCCUUGAAGAGUACAACAGAUGUACCGGACUCAAACUCCAGCCACUUACAAAAAAUCAUUUUUCUUAACUUGAACCCAGGAGAAAACAAUGAAUGUUUUAAUAUUCAGCUGAACUUUUCACUAAAAAAGGGAACACAAUCUGUUUGUUGUUGUAAAGAUAUGCUUUAUGUGAAAAAGGAGCUUCCUUAAUGCUUGCAAAUUUGACACACUUCAAACACACAAAAUAUCUAAAAUUAUUUUCACAAUUUAAUGCAGUGCGAUACAUUAGUACUGAAGUAGUGCUUUGAAUUUCAUGAGAUGUUAAAGGUCAGGUUACAAUGGACUUUUGAAAAAAAUGCAGAGUAAUUGCCAAAUAUUAGCUAUAUUGGGUUGAGCUAAUCCCCAGGAAGUCCAACCACCUCUCAUAUCCUACACACACACACACACACACACAAUGUUAGGUUACAUGCCGUACAUUUGUGUUUAAAAAUGUACUGAGGUAUUGCAAGGAAAACAUUAAUAGUGGAAUGACUAACUGGCACCCUGCCCGGGGUUUGUUUACUGCCUUGCACCCUGUGUUGGCUGGGAUUGGCUCCAGCAGACCCCCGUGCCCCUGUAGUUAGGAUAUAGCGGGUUGGAUAAUGGAUGGAUGACUAAUUGUCAUUGACUUGAAUUGGGGAGGGAGCUGGGGACCAUGGACGCUAUUGGAGGAUUUUGCACAUUUGGUUGUGGUUCUUUCAACAGCAAACAUUUUCCAUUUUUCUAAACAAAAUGUAAAUAGGUAUAUUUAAAUCAUUUUUACAAAACAAUCCAGUCUUUAAAAGCACAAAAACAUGUUAAAAUUUACCAAUAAAACUGUAUUACAAAUUGUUUUAGAUUAAAUGAAUGGGCUUAAAUACCACCUGCAUUUUCUCCUUUCACAGGAAGUUCUGUAAAUAUUUACGUUUGUAAAAAAAUAAAAAAUUCUAUAGUAGUAGGAAAUUAGUUAGGGUGCUUCAUAUAUAAAACGUUCCUUGGAUUGCAUACUAACAUUUUGCUUAUGCUCUCAAAGGCAAAAAUGGCAUAUGCACAAAAAAAUGGUUUUAUAAAACCGUAUGUAUGUAACAUGCCAUGCCAAGUUCCUUUGUAAAUCUCAAAUCAACUUAGAACUAUGCAAGCCACCUUGCAACAACAUUAAUCAGACACAUUUAGGAAUCACAUUUUACUUGUAUAUUAACUGAGUGAAGGUGCUUUCUGUUUAUAUCAUUUACAAAAGCAGGUUCAUUCAUUGAUUGUACAAUUUAUCAUAAUAUCUGUGCAUUGAUUACAAUAGAAAAUACAAUUGCUUCAAAUUGUCUUUUAAUCUUGGCUUGCUCACCCUGACCAUGAGGAGACUAGAUAUAGCUGGGUAGCAUCUUAAUUUUACCAUUCCAUACAGAUGAUGCAACACAGCUGGGGGAUGGCUGCAAGAUACCCUGCCAGUUAGUGGCCACUUCAUGCUGAAAAGCUUUUAUCGCCAAAUACCCUACAGCUGUUAAAACCUGUGAUGGAACAGGGAUUACAUGAUUUCUGCAUGUCAGUCUCUUGUAAUGUAGGCACAAUUCAACACACAACUCGGACUCUAGGAAGUCUAAAUUGUCUUAUAACCCAGUCAUAAUUAUAUGCCAAAAAAAUUACUGUGAUCCCUGAAGACUCGAGUCUUUGUAUAGCUUGCCAUUGGCAAUAUAUUUGUGAAUUUCCCCUUGGGAUUAAUUAUCUAUCUAUCUAUAUCCUCCAAAAUAGACAACAAUGCCAUUGCCAGCUAUGUCAUAUAACACCGUGCACACAUUUUUCAUAAACAAAUCAGAUAAGCCAUACACUAAUGCAAUUAACAUUAAGCUUAUUCAUUAGGAGUUAUUACCAACACUGAAGACAGGUGUACUGAGAGAGCAUGUUAAUUAACCGUGAUAUAAUUAGUUCAGUAACAUUGUGAUGUGAUGACUCUCACGUCAUUGAAAUAAAACAAGAUUUUCAGUCCACUUCAUUGUCCUGCCGCCUAGGGUCGCUAAGAUGCCAUCAUUGUGGAAAUUUGUCCUAACAUUAAGCCAAUUUUCACACUAACUUUUUGUUAUAAAUCUCAGCCUUUGCAUAAGAAAAGGCUGGCACACAUUUCCAACUCUGACCUCCUUUUACACAUGAGGCCCCAGAUGUUUUGCAUUAUUAUUUGAUUGGUUUUGUGAAUAUUCUGUCAAGUACACUAACAAAAUCAAAUUAGUUUAUGUAUGUCAGUAGCAAAAACAAAUAACCUUUUUAAAAUUAAAAAAAUAAUGUUUCACUUUAUCUUUUAUUCUUACAUUAAUCUCAAGUAUAUUUUGCUUAUUAUACACAUUUCCUGAGAGAUUAUAUUUCAAAUGUAUUAUUUACUAGGCUGGAUAACUGUUUCAAGUUUAAAAAAUUCCAGUAUAAGAUGGUAUUUCCAAUACUUAAUCAGAAUGGUGACAGCCGUACUUCAUCUAAAAGCUCUUAGGAGAGCAUUUCUAAAGGAAAAUGUGCUAGCAAAAGCCGGCAAAUAAGGGAGAACCCAUCCUUCAAACAGCUUCAGAAAGGAUUUGAGCUGACACUUGACUGUUCUUACUAAUUAAUAAUGUCUGAGGCUAGGAAGGACUGAAUUCAAAUUAAACCUUUGAUUCCUCUGACCUACAUCUGUACUUGGUUACAACCAUUUUCAGAAGAUAAGCAUUUCUAAGUGUUAAAAUUUGUAAUAUACCUUACAUAGAUGGAACUUUAUUUGUCUGUAGGGUAAAUUUGGCAAUGCUGUCUAACUGUUGUUACUGAGAAGAUGUAAAGUGGAAAUAAUUUUAAAGAAAAAAAAUUAUGAAAUAGAUAAAUGGAAACUAUAAAAUUUGAGUCAUAACAAUGGCUGCACUUUAAUAAAAUCCAGUUUUGUCUGAUAUUCUUAACAACAGGAAUUGUUAAAGUUACAUAUGUACAAACCUACAAGAUUGUUUAGUAAACUCUAGAAGCAAGCUCAUACUUUUAUUUAAUCCCACCAACCCAGGGCAACUAUUUACACACCAACUUUUUAAAGCAUACUGAAUUGAUGAUAUAUGUUGAUGCUAUAAAUUGCAACAACAUUGCUGAAAAGUUACAACUGUAGCACACCAUUCCCCUUUUAACGGAAAAAGGGACAUCAAUAAAUAUAACCUCUUUAUUAAGAACAGGGAGAGCAAAACACACACACACAUAAAACCACACAC
Molecule: messenger RNA, 3750 nt
Organism: Erpetoichthys calabaricus (reedfish)
Lineage: Eukaryota; Metazoa; Chordata; Cladistia; Polypteriformes; Polypteridae
Product: endoribonuclease YbeY
Exons: 5
Coding region: 124-624 (166 amino acids)
Biological process (GO): rRNA processing
Molecular function (GO): metalloendopeptidase activity
Source: RefSeq, a predicted model, not a curated record